Molecule: messenger RNA, 1302 nt
Organism: Podospora pseudocomata
Lineage: Eukaryota; Fungi; Ascomycota; Sordariomycetes; Sordariales; Podosporaceae
Gene: uba3
Product: NEDD8 activating enzyme
Exons: 1
Coding region: 1-1302 (433 amino acids)
Biological process (GO): protein neddylation
Cellular component (GO): cytoplasm; nucleus
Molecular function (GO): NEDD8 activating enzyme activity
Source: RefSeq, a predicted model, not a curated record
AUGUCUGCCGGCCCGGUCCACCCCUUCUCUGAACCGGCAAGAUGGAAGUAUCUCGACAGAAUACGCACCCGGCCAGGGCCCUUCACCACCCCCGAGAUGUUCAGCGGUGAAACGAGCGCAGAAGCCAUGGACAAGAUGAAGAUCCUCGUUAUCGGCGCCGGCGGUCUAGGCUGCGAGCUCCUCAAGAACCUCGCCCUCUCGGGCUUCAAAAACAUCCACGUCAUCGACAUGGACACCAUCGACAUCUCCAACCUCAACCGCCAGUUCCUCUUCCGCCAGUCAGACGUCGGCAAGUUCAAAGCCGAAGUCGCCGCCGCCUUCGUCGAGAAGCGCGUCAAAGGCGUCAAAAUCACCCCACACAACUGCAAAAUCCAAGACUUUGACGAGGAUUUCUACAUGCAAUUCCAAAUCGUCGUCUGCGGCCUCGACAGCAUCGAAGCCCGCCGCUGGAUCAACGCCACCCUCGUCAACAUGGUCGACGAGACGAUAGAAGACAGCUACAAACCCCUCAUCGACGGCGGCACCGAAGGCUUCAAAGGCCAAGCCCGCGUCAUCCUCCCAACCAUCACCUCCUGCCUCGAAUGCCAGCUCGACAUGCAUGCCCCCCGCGCCGCCGUCCCCCUCUGCACCCUCGCGAGCAUCCCCCGUCAGCCAGAACACUGCAUCGAAUGGGCCCACGUCAUCGCCUGGGACAAAGAGAAACCCUUCCCCCAGCUCGACAAGGACGACCCCGAGCACAUCACUUGGCUCUACCAAAAAGCCCUCCUCCGCGCAAAGGAAUUCAACAUCUCGGGCGUGACAUACUCCCUCACCCAGGGCGUGGUAAAGAAUAUCAUCCCGGCCAUCGCGGCAACAAACUCGGUCAUCGCCGCGGCCUGCUGCAACGAAGCCCUCAAAAUCGCUACCAACUGUGCCCCUUAUUUGGGCUACCCGGAGAAUAACUACAUGAUGUACUCGGGCAACGACAGCAUAUACACGUACACGUUCAAACACGAGAAAAAGGACGACUGUCCUGUUUGUGGUGUUUCGGCGAGGGAGUUGGCGGUUGAUCCAAAGUGGACGCUGCAGGAGCUGGUGGACUCGUUUGCGGCGAGGCCGGAGGCUCAGCUGAAGAAGCCGAGUGUGAGGGCGGAGGGCAAGACGCUUUAUAUGCAGAGCCCGCCUAGUUUGGAGGAGCAGACGAGACCGAACUUGGAAAAGACGCUUGCGGAGGGGCUGGGGUUGGUGGAUGGGCAGGAGAUUGGUGUUACGGACCCUGCUUUUGCUACGGUUUCGUUCAAGUUUAGGUUGAAGUUUACUUGA